AUGACUUAUUGCCAUUACAUCUAUGCGUCUUUCAGGGGUAUCUAUGAGGGAGAAGAAUCUCUCCUGAGUGGGCUCCAGCAAAUCCGUCAAGGAGAUCAAAAAGUCGUCGAGUUAAAGCAUACACUUUCACUUCAUUACGUUCCUUGGUACAACAUCACUUCAUUCUGUAUCACAACAGCAAUCCUUAUUUUUCUAAAUUUUCUCGCAUUAAUCCACUCACAGACGUUUUACCCACAGACACUUUCACAUAGUUAUCGAUCUGAUGCACAUUUGACUGGCAUGCAUCAUCGAGAAGAAUAUGAUAAAUCACGCGUCACCGCCUCCAUGCACAUUCAUUUGACCCCAAACUUGAUGGUCCCUGCAUUUAUGGUAUUUUUCUUGGAACAAUCUCAAAACUGA
Molecule: messenger RNA, 399 nt
Organism: Sclerotinia sclerotiorum 1980 UF-70
Lineage: Eukaryota; Fungi; Ascomycota; Leotiomycetes; Helotiales; Sclerotiniaceae
Exons: 2
Coding region: 1-399 (132 amino acids)
Source: RefSeq, a predicted model, not a curated record